Messenger RNA from Alosa sapidissima (American shad), 3302 nucleotides. Its product is annotated as SPARC-related modular calcium-binding protein 1-like. Gene Ontology annotation, biological process: extracellular matrix organization. The transcript has 11 exons. Gene Ontology annotation, cellular component: basement membrane. The coding region runs from base 335 to 1672 and encodes 445 amino acids. The record is from RefSeq and is a predicted model, not a curated record. Lineage: Eukaryota; Metazoa; Chordata; Actinopteri; Clupeiformes; Clupeidae. Gene Ontology annotation, molecular function: heparin binding; calcium ion binding; extracellular matrix binding.
CUAUAGAGACCGCAGCGUUUGGAGAUGACUUGGUGUGGGACCGACAACAGUCUGACCUGCUAUUGAGUGUUUCUCGGGUUCAGGUGAGUGCGUGUCUUCUCUACCGCACUCUUUUUGCGCAGAGAAUUACACGGCGAAGGGAUAUCGCGUUGAAGGCAUGAAAAAGCAACCCUGUUCCACUUGGUCACUGUAAUACUUUGUCGCUUGUACCUACAACUCGACCCGAACGCUGGCAGUGGCUGCACUGCACAUUGCUCCACGUUUCGCGUCCUGGACCACAGAGAACGCCCUUUCCACCACCGAACCCCGCGCGUGGGCUGUGGCGGCGGGAACCAUGCUGGCAUUUACCUUCACCUGUCGCGUCCUCCUCCUUGCCCUUGUGACAGAUACUGUUCAGACAGUUGACAAGUCCCAGUUCCUAAUCACAGAGAACAUGUGGCCACGAGGAUGUGUACUGGACUGCACUAGGGGGCGCCACCGAUCUGUAUGUGGCAGCAAUGGGCGUCUGUACAAGUCCCUUUGUGCGUUCCAGAGAGCCCAGUGCAUCAACACUCAGCUGAAGACUGCACCACGAGCCCACUGCAUGGAUCCAUACAGGUCCAAAUGUCAGCUGGCACGCUCGCAGGCCAUGGAGUCCAGCAUUCAUACUGACGCCAUAGCUGUCUUUGUCCCAGAAUGCAAUGUAGAUGGAAGCUUCAUGCAGGUGCAGUGUCACAACCAAACAGGCUACUGCUGGUGCUCUACUCCAGAUGGAAAGCCUGUCAGUGGAACCUCCGUCUUGCUUCUCAAACCCAACUGCACUGGUCCUCUCAUUGAGUCUGUACAGGAAGUUGAUUCAGAAUCAGAGCAGAGAGAUGGUAAUCAGUGGCGGCUGACCCCUGAUCCUGAGAGGCUGCACACCCCAUCUAUAGCAGGCAUCACUGCCCCUCCAUUCUGGGUGACGAUUCAGCUAAAUUCUGACCCAAAAGGCAAUCGCUCUGCUAAACGACCCACAGAGCCAAAGACAUGUGAACGAGAGCGAAUGGCCCUGCUGGCAGAGGUGCGUUCCAUGUGGCAGGAGGAGCGUUUUAUUCCAGAGUGUUCCACCGACGGCCGCUACAGCCCCAUCCAGUGCCACACUGCCACGGGCUACUGCUGGUGCGUACGGGUGGACACCGGUCGGCCACUUCCUGGCACCUCCACCAGAAAUCGUUUGCCAGACUGCAGUCCUGAGGAGUCUCGAUCCAGCCACACAACCAACACCUAUAGGGACAGACCUCUGCCAGGCUGCCCAGGUUCUCGUAAGGCUGUGUUUCUCCAGAGUCUGAUUCGAGCCCUGCAGCUUCAGGCACACCAGGCAGGACUGAUGCCUGCAGAGAGCGCCACCACUGUCAUCUGCUUCAGGAUGGUGGAGGAGAGCAGAACGGAGUCCCCUCCCAGCCCUGCGUCUGAGCCCGUGUCCCCCGCAGCAUCAGGACCCGGCGCUGCAGAGAGCGCCCUCCAGUGGCACUUCCUGCAGCUGGACGUGGAUGGUGACGGGGUGCUGAGCGAGCGCGAGGCCCGCCCUCUCCGUCAGUACCUGCGCAGGACACUUAAACCAAGACGCUGCGCCAAGAAGUUCACCCAGUACUGCGAUCAGGACAGAGACGGAGCGCUCAGUCUGGUGGAGCUCAACACAUGCCUCGGGCUGUGAGGGCCAGACAGGCCAGGUGAGUGAGGGCGGUGAGGAUAACGGAUGUGUGGGGUAACAAGAUGUCAGUGAGGGGGAGGAAGAGUUUGGCUUGAGGCAUGUUUCGGGUCAGUGAUGCCUGCCUAAGAUAUUUUCCCUCCCUCUGUUUUAUAUGGGGCAAAUAUCCUUCAUGGUAAUAAAGUCAUCAUCAUGUAUUCGUGUAAAUGUGUUGAAAUAAAACAAGGACCAUUGUUGAAUCUUCAGGACCCAGCUUCUUUGCCUCACAAAUGUACUCUAAAUUGCACUGAAUCAUGUGAACUCAUAAACGUGGCCGUUUUUUAAAGUCAUAUACACACACAAGGCUGAUUGAUUGAUUAAAUCAUGUGACACAAAGCUGCUGUUGCUGUAAUUGCAUUUAGAUAUGAACUGAUGGUUAGGCCCACUGCCUAAUAGCUUAUUGUGCACAUGUGGUUUCACACACUGGGGAUAAGAUAGAGAUACAGAUACUGUAGGCUUAAUAAUGAAGUUUAUGUUGCAUGUUGGCGAUCUUUAACAUUUUCUUCUAGUAUUGUCUGGCAGUCUCAGGAACAGAGAGCAUGUGUUCUCACCUCUGAAAGCACAUCUCUUACCACAAAUCUCAAGCACUAGAGCUUUUUAACUCUCUCUCUCACUCACACACACACACACACACACAAGCUCAUGCUCUCUUUAUCCGUCUAGCUCUUUCUUACUUUCAGUCUGUCUCUCCCUGUGUUUUUGUUUCCUUUCACUGGCAUUUUUCCUCACCUACUCCCUUUCACACUUGCUCUCUCAUUGCACCUCACCCUCAUUCUUCAUCCAUGCGUGUUUGCAGAGCUGAGAGGGAAAGGAAAGCUAAAAGAGGCUCUUGUUCCUUCAGCAGGUUCGCGCGGGCUGGCACACUUGGGAGCUGCUUUUCUUGGCCAGGUGACAGACUAAUUAAAAUACAGCUGUGUGUUUAUGUACAUUCAAGUUUCAAAAUAAACCCAGAGCAGAAUUGCCACCCUGUCAGCGAUCAGUCCCCCCUCUCCUGGCUCUAAUGACUCAGUCUGGGACGUGAGUGCAUCUGACAGGACUGGGAUGGGGGCAGUCUGGACAGGGGGGUGUAAUGAAGAAACCCAAACACAGAAGCUGUCUGCAUGGAUAGGCCUUGCAUGCCAGUGAGGGGAGUAGAGGCAGGGCAGGCAAAAGAGCAGGACCCAAUCAUGUGCAGUUGUUGACCUGAACACACAGAUUUGAGUACAUUGAUUACAGUUAAGAGAAUUGGGUUUACAUGAUAUGUGUGCUUUGUUGCUGUCCUCCCUUUGCAUUUUUCUUUCUCUCUGUCAUAGCUUUCUUCUAGUCGCUCUGUCAUCUAUACAGCCUCCUGUAUACAAAAGCAUCAUCAUUCAGCCAUUACUAUAUUACUCAGCUUUACCAAUGAUGAUUUAUUAUGUUACAUUAACAUUGCUGUCACAAAAGUAUUUGUUUUUACCAUGAUAUGAUGAGGUUAGAGCAUGAUAUGAUGAGGUAGAUUUCCACAGAAGGGGUUUUACUAUAAUGUCUUUAACCUAACUAUAUAUAUACCAUAUCUAUGGCAACAGAGAUGUUUGCAAGAACCAGGAUUCAUGAAAUCUCAUUAAAGCAACACCAAAGA